Molecule: messenger RNA, 1221 nt
Organism: Lachancea thermotolerans CBS 6340
Lineage: Eukaryota; Fungi; Ascomycota; Saccharomycetes; Saccharomycetales; Saccharomycetaceae
Gene: BIK1
Product: Bik1p
Exons: 1
Coding region: 1-1221 (406 amino acids)
Source: RefSeq, a predicted model, not a curated record
AUGGAGAACUACGAGAAGAAGAUUGGAUCUUUCAUCCAGAUACCCAACGUUGGACGAGGCCAAUUGAAGUAUGUGGGAGCGGUCGAAGGCAAGCCAGGAAUCUUUGUAGGAGUGGAUCUGUUAGCUAAUAUCGGCAAGAAUGACGGCACUUUCAGAGGCAAACGCUACUUCGACACCGAAUAUACGCAAAGUGGCCUUUUCAUUCAGCUUCAGAAGGUUGCCAGCUUGAUCGACUUAGCAACAGGCAGCGCUUCUCGAAGAGAAACACUUGGAGACGCACAUGGUGGAAGCCGUCGGUCGGCGUCGCUGACAGACCCCAGGUCCCCCACGCCCAUUCGGGCAAAUUCGCGACAGAGCUCUGCGGUGUUUUCUGAUACAAUGGACAUCGACCACGAAGACCGCCGCGUUUUGAGCGCGCCCGGUCGGGACCUGGAGCUGAAAAUCCAGCAGCAGAAUCAAGAGCUCAGCCAGUAUAAAAAGGUUCUAAGCGAGCAGCGAAUCGUGUUGGAAGAGAUUCAGCCAGCCAUUGAUGACUACGAAGAAAAGCUGCAGCAGAUGGAAGCCCAAGUUUCGAGCUUAGAGGCACAGUUGUCGAAAGAACGUGAGACCCAGCGUAGACAAAAGCAGUACUUUGAGACGGAACAUGAACAGCUGCUGUCUGUUGUGGAAGAACUCCAUACAGAGAUUCGCGAGAAUGAGAAGCGAAUGCUCAAUGCCGCACAGCCAUCACAGCCGUCAGACUUGAGCGAACUGACGGCAGAAAACGAGGCACUACGGAAUGAGCUUGAGGAUUUGAAAGCCCAGCAAGCAGCAAGCGCUGUAACUGCCAAAAAGUGGGAAAAAGAGCGCGAGCAGCUGAAGCUGCAGAUCGAUUCAUUAAGCUCGGAGUACCAAUAUGUGAACAAAGAAUUACGUGAUGCCCAUGAAAAGCUUAAAGUGAGCCAGGAAAGUCAGUCCGACUUGUCAGAGAUCGAGCAGCUUAAGCUGCAGCUUGAGGCUGCGAAUGCUAAAAUCCAGGAGCUAGAGCAAGGGUCUCCCAGGCCAACCACGCCUGCACUCACUACCGGUUCUGACCCUAUAGAGCGUGAAUCAGAGAGUCUGCCUCUUUACAUACCCAAGAAAGCAGAUCGAGCUGCAGGCAGGCCCAAAUGGUGCGCAUUGUGCGAGAGAGAUGGUCAUAAUAGCGUUGACUGUCCAUACGAGAAUGAUCAGCUCUUUUAA